This is a messenger RNA of Equus quagga, 4751 nucleotides long. It is a transcript of the gene SHOC1, whose product is annotated as shortage in chiasmata 1. The coding region runs from base 105 to 4643 and encodes 1512 amino acids. The record is from RefSeq and is a predicted model, not a curated record. The transcript has 28 exons. Lineage: Eukaryota; Metazoa; Chordata; Mammalia; Perissodactyla; Equidae. Gene Ontology annotation, molecular function: ATP hydrolysis activity; single-stranded DNA binding. Gene Ontology annotation, cellular component: condensed nuclear chromosome. Gene Ontology annotation, biological process: resolution of meiotic recombination intermediates.
AUUUCCAUUUUGCCCCAGAAGAUAGCGGUCAAGAGGUAGCACAGGAGAAAUAAAACCAUUACAAACAGGUGUUGAAAUUUGUACUGCUUGCAAAGAAAGAAGCUAUGUUUUCAACAUUCAAAUAUUGUGCAAUAGAUUAUUUAUAUGAGAAUGUAAUUAGGAAGAAGUUUUCUAGAGAUGCUUUCUUGCUUCGAAUCCCUUCAUGUUUAUAUCAAGAUGGAGAUUAUCUUACAGGAGUUAUUGAUAGUGCAUUUAGGAGGCCAUGGACAAGAGUGUCAGCUGUUCCAUUUGGGGGAAUGACAGAUAUCUCAGUCUUGGAUCAAUGGAAAGCAAGUCUCUUUAUGGAGGAUUUCCUUGAGAAAAAAACAGUUACAGGAAUGGUGACCCAGAUUAAUUGUGAAUUUGAGGAAAUUGUUCCAAGUUCAAACCCAAACUCCCAAAUUGAAGUAGAGGAAGCCAGCUUAUACACCCAUAAGGACUACAGUGAAGUCUUUACACGUGUCAACUGUUUAGAAAAAUGUCCAGCACUUCAAGCGCAGAACCAAGAUUUGUCCAUUGAUGAUGAAGAAAUAAUUUUUGUAAAUAAUUUGAUGGCCUAUAAAAGUCACCUACCAACUUUGCAUACUCUGUUGAGUAGGCUGAAACUACUUUUGGUAAAGGAUCCCCUUUUAGAUUUCCAAGGCCAGAUCUUCACAGAAGCUAAUUUUUUCAGGGAAUGUUUCUCUUUUCAAAGAGAUUUGAAAGAUUUUAUGAAAGAAGAUUUUUACAUGGAUAAAGAGAACUUUUGUCAGGAGAAACUAGAAGAUACAGUAAGUUUAAAUGAAACUCCAUCAAUUUUGGCUGAUUGUGAAUUCUUAGUAUCUACAAGCCUCAAGCAAGAAGUUGGUAUUCCAUCACUCUCAGAACUGAAGGAGUCAUUAAACUUAAUGCCAGAAGUAAUAAAUUAUGUAGACGAAAGUGGAAACCUUUUCGAAAGAGAGCUUAUUACCAAGCAUGGAAUUGACAUUGAAGAUAUAAAGUGCAGCUCCACAGAGAUUUUGGCCAUUCAAAGCCAGUCCGAACCAGAGCACAGUGAACCUGUGGAGUUAGAAAUGCCAUUAAGUCCUCUGCUCCUAACAAACCAAUGUUCUUCAGUGAGUUCGUUAUGUACAGGACUUCAGACAUUUCCAUUUUCUCCUGUUUGUAAAAUUAGUUUGCUUACUGCUGAAGAAUCAGCUAACAAAUACUGUAUGGUGCGGCAAUUAGAAAGCUACAGAAGCUCUUUGAAUCCAUUUUUGCUUUCAGUGCCAAGAACUGAAGAGCCCAACAGUCAAUAUUCAGCUACUGAUUUGAAAAAGAUACUUUCUAUUGAAGAAGAAAGCCUUGUGGUUAAUCCUGUCAGUGCAGAGUGGUGGAAACAAGCAGGACUAAAUCUGAUAGUGACAGAAACUUUGGAACAUCUGAAUACACACUUGUCUCAUGAUGAUCUAUCUUCUGAUGAUACUAAAAUGGAGAUAUUUUUGCCUACAAAAUUGCUUCAUUUAGAAUCACAGCUAGAAUAUGAAAGUUGUUCCUCACCUAUUGUACUUAUUAAACAGAAAUCUGCAAAUGAUCAUUUAUCACUUCCACGAAAGAGUGCAUCUGUGGCAGACCUGUGUUUUUCUGAUGAAGAUAUCUCUGUUAAAAACCUAAUGAGAGAAGAAAUACCAAAGAAUGAUCUAGAACUAGUUCAUAGAAUAAUCCAAAAUGAAGAAAAUAAUGAUUGCUUGGAACUUGGCUGCACAGUACCAUCUAUUGAAUCAUCUUCCCCUUCAAAAAUGGAAAAAGCAUCUUUUAAAAAUGGUGAAAAACAGGAGAAUGAUUUGGACCUUCUGAGUGACUUUAUUAUGCUGAGAAAUAAAUAUAGGACUUGCACCUCAAAUACUGAAGUCACAGACAGUGAUGAAAAAAAUGAUAAAGAAGAACAUUCUUUGACUCUUCAAGAAGAAAGUCCUAUUGUUUGUACUAAUAAAACCCUAGAGAAAAUAAAUCAGGAAAGGAGAGCAGAUAAUGUCAUUGAAAUUCAAGCAUCAGAUAGCCAGUGCCAAGCGUACUGUCUCCUAGAAGCAGCAGCUACUCCUAUCUUUAAAAAACUUGCAUGCCUCUGUACUCUCCCUGUUGCUAAUUGGGAAUUUGCCACUGUUGUUUUUGACCAAACAAGGUUCCUCUUAAAGGAACAACAAAAAGUAAUAAGUGAUGCUAUUCACCAAGGUACAAAUGAUGAAAGAGAAAUGACAUUCAAGCAUGCUGCUCUCUUACACCUUCUGGUAACAAUUAGAGAUCUCCUGUUAACAUGCAGCUUGGACACCGCAUUGGGAUAUUUGUCAAAUGCAAAAGAUAUCUACAAAAGCAUUUUAGGCUCUUACUUGGAUGACAUUUGGAGACAGCUGGCAAUUGUACAGUUUAUUAGGGAAAAAAAUCCUGAAACAAACUACAAGAUACAAGAAUUGCAAUGUCAGAUACUAAAUUGGAUGCAAAGUGAACAGCAAAUUCAGGUGCUGAUUAUAAUAAGAAUGGACUCAGAUGGUGAAAAACAUUCGCUCAUUAAAAUCCUUGACAAAAUGGAAGGUUUAACAUUGACUACCUUACAUUCAAACAGAAGAAAAGAUUUUCUGGAAUCCGAAGCUGUUUUAAAUGGUUUGAGUUCCUGUGUAGUUGUACAUAAUCAGUAUAUUGGAGCCGAUUUCCCCUGGAGUCGUUUCUCAUUUGUGGUGGAAUAUAAUUACGUAGAAAACUCUUGCUGGACCAAACACUGUGAAAAAUUGAAUAUUCCUUACAUGGCCUUUAAAGCGAUUCUUCCAGACACAGUUGUAAAGAGUAGCACCUUGCUGGAUAGAUUUGGUGGUUUUCUUUUGGAAAUUCAGAUUCCAUAUGUGUUUUUUGCAUCUGAAGGACUUCUUAAUACUCCAGAGAUUCUUCAGGUGCUAGAAUCCAACUAUAAUAUCACACUAGUGGAGAGAUGCUGCAGUGAGGCGUUGAAACUCUUCGGGGGCACAGAACGCUAUGUAGUGGUGACAAUUGAUGAACACACUGCUGUAAUUUUGCAGGACCUAGAAGAAUUGAAUUGUGAGAAGGCAUCAGACAAUGUAAUUACAAGACUGAUGGCAUUAUCAUUCCAGUACAGCUAUUGUUGGAUAAUUUUAUAUACCAAAGAAACGUUAAACUCAGAGUACCAUCUUACAGAAAAGACACUUCAUCACCUAGCACUGAUUUAUGCAGCUUUGGGUUCAUUUGGGCUAAAACCAGAAGAACUGGAUGUAAAGCUUAUAAUUGCCCCAGGAGUGGAAGAAACUGCAUUGAUAAUUCGACAAAUUGCUGACCACAAUUUAAUGACCUCGAAGAGAGAUCCUUAUGAAUGGUUGGAUAAAUCCUGGCUUGAAGUUUCACCAUCUAAGGAUGUACUGUAUGUAUGUAUGUAUGUAUGUAUGUUACAACUAUGUAACCCAUUGGUGGCUCAGCUCAUGUUAAAUAAAGGACCUUCACUGGACUGGAUAUUAUUAGCAACUCUUGGUCAACUUCAGGAACUCCUACCUGAAGUUCCAGAAAAAGUGUUAAAGCAUUUUUGUGGCAUCACUUCCUUAUUCAAGAUUAAUUCUUCUUCUGUAAUAAAAUCACCUCAAAUUUCGUCACUUCAGGAAAAUGGGAAUCAGACUAGUACCUUUACUUCUCAGACUUCAGCUUCGGGCUCUUCAGACUCUGUCAUUCAAGAACAUAACAAAUAUGACCAAUAUUCAGACUUAGGAGAGACAGCGCAUGACGACACAAACACCGCUUCAAAUGACAACUCUUCCCUUAUGGCACUGAGAGACAUGCCAUGUAUUUCACCACCUGUGGCUUCUUACAAUCAAACCAGCUACUGGAAAGACUCCAGUUGUAACCCUAACAUGGUGCAGAACAAUCCUUUCCUGAUUAAUAGAGAAUCAAGGAACGUGGCUGGAAACUCCUUUCUAAACCAGAAUGGCUCAGAGUCAGAUGUCUUUUCUUUGGGUCUAACACAAAUGAAUGGUGAAACCAUAAUAUCACCAAUUGACACUCAGAGGAGACUUACCUCUAAUUUUAUAAAUUAUCCAAAGAAGGGAACACAUGAAGCAAAAGGACGUAUAAAUAAAGAAGUAUCUGCCCCUCUCUUUUCACUAGAGGGCUCUCAAUCUCCUCUUCAUUGGAACUUUAAGGAAAAUGUCUGGGAACAACAGAAUCACUCGUUCAACUUACAAUAUGGUGCAGAGCGGACCACAUGUGGCAAAUGGUACUCUCAGAAAGAUAAUUUAUUCACUAAUCAGCAAAGAUGUCUGUCAGAUGAGUUAGACAGCUUUAUACGUGAAAGUUCACAUACUGGGACUAAAAACACGUUCUGGAGAGAAUUACCAUCUGUCCCCAGUUUGGAUUCAUUUUGUGCUUCUGAUUCUAAUGUAAAUCCAAAAGAAUUCAACAGUCUUUAUUUCUACCAAAGAGCUGGAAAAUGUUUAGGACAGAAGAGGCACUUGGAAUCUUCAUCUGACUCAGGAGACAAGAAAUCACUAACAGAUUUCAUGUGCUCACAACUACCACAGUUCAAAAAACGGCGUCUAGUGUAUGAGAAAAUCCCUGGGAGGGCUGAUGGACAGACUCGGCUGAGGUUUUUUUAAGAGAGAGAGUGGUGCUACACGCCAUACUCCACUGUUUUUGGUGAUAACUCCAUAACAAAAUGAUUUAGAUUUGCCCAUACAUUAAAGAAAAUGCAAUUGUUCUUAAAU